Molecule: messenger RNA, 575 nt
Organism: Anopheles maculipalpis
Lineage: Eukaryota; Metazoa; Arthropoda; Insecta; Diptera; Culicidae
Exons: 2
Coding region: 19-561 (180 amino acids)
Source: RefSeq, a predicted model, not a curated record
AAUAAAGUUGACUGCAAAAUGCACGAUAUUAUCAUAAAAACUACAACGGAGCAAGAUUUUACUGAGGUUAUUUUCCUGCUGAUCGAUUACAUUGUCGAGUUGCCUCGAACUCACCGAUCUCGGGAACGUUUAGCGAAUCUACUUGCCGUACCCUCUACCAGCGAUGAACUAAAACACACAUUAAAACUUUUUGAAACUCUCGUCCGUAAGUACUGCCUCGGUGAGGUUGAUGAGGUUCGCUUCCGAUCCCAUCUGAGUCAGCUUUCAUCGAAACGGGUAGACCGGGUGCUGGAGAUAGUGAACCUUCGCCGUCCGGAGAUAGCUCAACGCUUGAUCGACGAGGUUAACCGGCGUGAAGGAGGCGUACCGUUGGUCGAGUCGUUCGAUUGGAAUGUUAGCUGGAUUAUGGGAAGCAGCAGCUUGGCUUCGAUGCGCAAACAGCUGUGCACGAUGACGCUCGCUUGCCGGGACAGUGAUUCCAAGCCGCAGGCGAUCAACUUUGAAAUGGGUCGCGAACAGGUGGAGGAAGUGAUAGCCCAGCUGGAAACGGUUGUGGGAUGAUGUGAGUUGUAAGU